AUACGCAUAAGUACGAAGGUGAUGUAUUCAGUCAGCGGAGAUAUCACGUUUGCACCAAAGAUUUAUAAUCAUAGUCCAAUUUUAACGACAAACAAUACAUGUAAAACCACGCGCAGUGAACGCGGUUAUUCCCAUACUUUAGAAUACUUUCCAAAUAGACCAAUAAUUGCAAAGUCUCAACUAAAUAACAAAACACCAAUAUGGCCUCAGCAAAAUGCAAGUAAAAUAAUAAAUUAUACAGCACCUUACAAUAAAAACAUUGAUGAAAAUUACAGACGACCUUUGGAGUUAUUUAAACAGGAAACUCCUUAUAACAAAGCACGAAGAAAACAUUUUGAACAUUAUCAGCUAUAUCAGAACACAAAAGAACACGCUUUAUUAAAAAAUGUUGCUGCGGAAAAAAAAAUUACUACUGAAUUAAUAGUAUUAGAUGAUUUAAAAGAAUACAAAGGAGAAUAUAAGUCAAAUGACAGCCAGUCGAGUGACAACCAAUCUAAUGAUGCUUUUAGAAAACGGUGCUCUUUCGGACAUAGCAAAAUAAUUGAGCUAGAAAAAGAGUUCAAGUACAACAAAUAUUUGAGUCGUGAUCGUCGUGUUGAGUUUGCACGAAAUCUUGAGCUUAGUGAAUCCCAAAUUAAAAUUUGGUUUCAAAACAGGCGCAUGAAGCAGAAAAAAGAACAAACAGUGAAUGAUUUAACCAAAAAAGACGAUGAUUCACCUUGGUUUCGCAUUGAAAAGUUACAUUCACUAACAGAACCAUUUCUAUCAACUAACCAAGUAUCACCGAUGUUUCAUACCUUUUUAAACUGAAAGCUCUAAAAAGUUCUAAUUAAAAGCGCUAGUCGAGUAGUUUAAAUUGUCCGUUUACUAUAAAACCGUUUUUGUCUUUUUUUUUUAAAAAAAAAAAGUCUAUUACAUAUUUCGGACUUGACUUGGUUUACAAAAGUUUCGUAAAAUAAAAAAUUAUUUAUGCAUGAAAAAUGUAACCAUUCAUACGGUUUAAUAAAGCUCGAUUUAAUACUCAUUGAUAAAAAAAAAACACGAUGAAAAUCCCGUAGGAGCCGUCUAAUUCUAUCAUCUUAUAUUGUUACGCAGCUUAUAAUCUAAUAUAAAUAGAAAAAACUAAAAUUUUCUUCUUUAAUGCAUUUUUUCAAAGACUUAUACUAAAUAUGACGUAGUUUACAUUUUCUAAAUUAGUAAAAAACGAAAACAUAUAUACGACUAUAUAAACGAAAAGUUGCAAAGUCAAUGACCAUACUCGAUAAAAACUAAUGGUUAACUCACCCAAGUAAUCUGAUACACAUCUAAAUGUAUAUAAGUUAUUUUAACAAAAUAUCAUAACGUGCUGUUUAAAAAUGUGGCAAACCAUGUGGCCGGCAAAGUUGUUAACGUAAUAAGAUGUUGAAGAGUCUCGUGAUCAUGAAGAGUCAUAAAGAUCAUGAAGGUCAUAAAAAGUGGAAAUUUAGCUAAAUCUGAUAUAAAACGUUCGAUAAAGAAAAAAAUUAGUCUUUGGAGAUGAACUUUCUUUAAUCAAUAAUGUUUAUAACGAGUGACGAUUCAAGUUAACGACUAUCUGUCUGUUUUAAGUUUUUUGGUGACCAACUAAAUCUAUUUUAAAAUAAUAACUUUGACCAAUGAAUUAACACAGCUGUAAAUACUGUAAAUAAUAUGUGUAAAUAGUUUAUAUAUAUAUAUAUAUAUAUAUA
Messenger RNA from Hydra vulgaris (swiftwater hydra), 1706 nucleotides. Its product is annotated as homeobox protein Hox-D10-like. Gene Ontology annotation, cellular component: nucleus. The record is from RefSeq and is marked provisional. Gene Ontology annotation, biological process: anterior/posterior pattern specification; proximal/distal pattern formation; regulation of transcription by RNA polymerase II. NCBI's taxonomy places the organism in Eukaryota, Metazoa, Cnidaria, Hydrozoa, Anthoathecata, Hydridae. Gene Ontology annotation, molecular function: DNA-binding transcription factor activity, RNA polymerase II-specific; RNA polymerase II cis-regulatory region sequence-specific DNA binding.